AGCGGGGCCGGGCGGGGUCGCGUUCCUGCCGGGAGGGAGCCUGGAGCAGAUCCCGGCCCGUGCCCGCCGUCAGAACCGCCUUCCCAUCCCACCGGCCCUGCUGGGAGGCGGUUGGUGGCGGGGCGGCGGGACGGGCAGGGCGGUGGGCAGUCGCACGGCUGUAGGCAUUCUAUAAUACUACUUAGAAGAGCACGUGGAAUAAACUAUUAAAAGAAGCAGUAGAGCAGCUUGACCUAUUACAGAACCAUGGUUCAACUAACAAUGGACCUAAUUGCUAAAAAUGCCAGUCACAAGAAUCGUAGUGAAGAGGACUUUGGACAAUAUCUGCAAAAAAUAACUCAUCUGAAUUUGUCAGAUAAAAAUAUCGAUUCAAUUGGUGACCUCUCUUUCUGUAAAAAUCUGAGAGUUCUGUAUUUAUAUGAUAACCAAAUCAACCAAAUCCAGAACUUGGACUUUGCUUCAAAUAUAACACACCUUUACCUUCAGAACAAUCGUAUUUCAAGUAUAGAAAAUCUCUCAUCACUGAAAAAACUUGAAAAACUAUAUUUGGGAGGCAACUGUAUCACUGUAGUUGAGGGUUUGGAUAAAGUAGGAGAACUAAGGGAGCUACACAUUGAAAGUCAACAUCUCCCUCUUGGUGAAAAGCUUCUGUUUGAUCCAGUAUCUCUUAACUCCCUGGCAAUCUUGGUCAAAUUUUUGAAGGGAGUUAGUUUUCCUGUAUCAACUGCUGAAAUGGAGAUUUUCCAACUAAUGAAAUCUUUGUCUGUAUUGAAUAUCAGCAAUAACAACAUUGAUGAAUUAGAAGAGCUGGCAGUUUUGGAAAAUCUUUCUUAUCUUAAAGCAGUCAACAAUCGACUUAAACAUAUGAAGGAUUUGGAGGUUGUAUUAAAAAAAUGGACAAAGCUACACAGAAUAGAUCUUACGGGAAACCCCAUCUGCCAAAAACCAAAGUACAGGGACAGGAUUAUAGUACAGUCACAGACUUUAGAAUCCCUCGAUGGGAAAGAAAUUCAAGAAAUGGAAAGACGUUUCUUAAUGAAUUGGAAAGCCUCCAGAGCUGCCAGGAAAAAAAGCAAUGAAAGAAUAAUAGAUGAACAUGCAGCCUAUGUACAGUUUUCUGACUCUGAAACACCUUAUCUCACUCUUCCUUUUCACGACAGUCACUCUGUGAAAAAAAAAGCAGAUUUUUUAGAUUUGUCUCACAAGCAGAAAGUUGCAAGAAAACCUCUGUCAGGAAUCCGUGAAAGAAGUAGUCAGAUGAAAACUCAGGUUGAGGAGGAAUCUGAAGUAACAGCAGAAGUAGUUUGAAUUCUAAAAGCCAGAAGUUACAGGAUGUGAAGAUUUGGCCAAUAUUGAUUUUUCUUUUUCCCCUCAAAGCUUACAAAGAAAGAUACUGGUGUCUCUUUGGA
Corvus hawaiiensis (hawaiian crow) is the source of this 1409-nucleotide messenger RNA. RefSeq names its product protein phosphatase 1 regulatory subunit 42 (gene PPP1R42). The record is from RefSeq and is a predicted model, not a curated record. The transcript has 10 exons. Gene Ontology annotation, molecular function: protein binding. NCBI's taxonomy places the organism in Eukaryota, Metazoa, Chordata, Aves, Passeriformes, Corvidae. The coding region runs from base 247 to 1308 and encodes 353 amino acids.